Molecule: messenger RNA, 586 nt
Organism: Pocillopora meandrina
Lineage: Eukaryota; Metazoa; Cnidaria; Anthozoa; Scleractinia; Pocilloporidae
Source: the annotation of a GenBank genome assembly
AUGGACGAAAAGAUGAAGAAAGCGGAAGGAGAAGAUUUGAAACCACCAAAGGCGAAAAUGCCUGAAGCGGCGAGAAGGGCCUUACUAUCUACAAGAAGAGGUCAAGUUUGUCAGUUUGUUAAGAUUGGGUGCACUUUUUUCUUUGACGCUGUUGUGGCGUAUGGACUGUGUGAGGUAACGCAGCCAUACUUCUGAAACUAGAACAGCCUGCAAGAGAACUUAUUUCAAUUCAGUUACCAUCUCAUUCAAAAGCAUGGAAACGUUAUACGGAACUUGAAAUUAACUGCAGUUAUGGAUAUUUUUUGGUAAGUAAACUCCAAUUUUUAGCUUAUGUGUCUCCACAGAUUUUUGUUAUUUAUUUGCUUUUUAGUUGUUUUAUUCAUCGUUUGUAUGUUUGUGUUGGUUUGCGAACUAUUUAAAAAAUUGUUUGUAUAUCAUAUGAUGUGUACCUAUUGCACAGUACACGGGUAUUGAAUUGUGGUUUGUUGACUCUGAAACUGAAGUGGAUGGGGUUGUCUUGGUAAGGUACUUGGAAAGGAGACUUUCCGAUCAAAAGUAUCUUCAUGUCAGAACAACUCCUAUUUGA